Theobroma cacao (cacao) is the source of this 222-nucleotide messenger RNA. RefSeq names its product signaling peptide TAXIMIN 1-like. NCBI's taxonomy places the organism in Eukaryota, Viridiplantae, Streptophyta, Magnoliopsida, Malvales, Malvaceae. The record is from RefSeq and is a predicted model, not a curated record.
AUGGCAAGUUGCAGGCCAUUAGGGUUUCUACUAGGGCUGCCCUUUGCUUUUCUUAGUUUACUUCUCUCCCUCAUCGGGGCUAUCAUUUGGAUUAUUGGGUCAAUAUUCAGUUGCCUGUGCCCCUGCUGCGCAUGUUGUGUUCCAAUAGUAGAUAUGGCAAUGAGCAUUGUGAAGCUUCCCGUGACAAUAAUUCAAUGGUUUAUUGAUCUUAUUCCUUGUUGA